Penicillium manginii is the source of this 1068-nucleotide messenger RNA. RefSeq lists its product as uncharacterized. The transcript is spliced from 2 exons. The coding region runs from base 1 to 1068 and encodes 355 amino acids. NCBI's taxonomy places the organism in Eukaryota, Fungi, Ascomycota, Eurotiomycetes, Eurotiales, Aspergillaceae. The record is from RefSeq and is a predicted model, not a curated record.
AUGAGCAGUGACAGGCAGCUCCGUUGUGCCAUACGCGCCCCAGUGAGAUAUGGUGACUCUGGCACCGAGUCGCCAACUUCCGCCAUAUUGAUGCCAAUGCAUUUGGCGCGAAAGCAAUCAGCGUCCAUUGAUGCAACAGACCUAGUGCCAAAAAUCCCAAAUUCAUCGUUUCGCAGGGUCAAAAUCUUGCGCAAACCGGAAGUUAUCGAGUUCGAUCCUACAUUGCCCCCUGUGGAUUUCCCGACGUUGCCUGAGCCGUGGCCCAAAAGGCGAAAGAUCUCCCAGAGCAGACCCGAAGCAGGUCAGUACUCACUCGCCGUUGACUGGUCCAUGAGCAACGGUGAGUCCAACUCCAUCUACACCAGCAAUAUGGCGGGAAUGGGCGCCAUGUUGGGAGAAAGAAAGGCAUUUGACGUGACAGACAAUCUGAGCAUCUCUGACAGCGACGAUGAGCCUAUAGAUGACCAAGAAGCCCUUGGUCGGAAAAUCCUCAACCCAACUUGGAGCGACCUCAAUCCGGCCAUACAACUGCAAAUCGUCUCCGGCCUCCUCAAGCACUACAACUGGGAGAAUGCGUGCAUAAAGCUCGACCUGAACAAAGAAGAUCAAAAUAAGCUGUCACAUUAUCAGAUCACACGGGACCAACAAAUUUCUCGGGAGGAUCGAGCCCUGGCUACCAUGCGGGAAAAGCAACUCGCCCAUCUCAUGAACAUGGAUCAAAGUGUUCUGAAACAAAGCCCUGUACCCCAUCAGCUUGUCCUGAAUAGACUUACCAAAAUAUCACGGGACUUCCAUGAAUCACUUACCAAGGUGGCCAAACCAGAACUUGAAUUCUGCCGAGCUGACGAUAUACUGGCAGCUAGGCAGUUUCUCCGCAACCACCAUCUCAAUGAGAACCUCGCUGGCCAGUGGGGUAGCGCUUUUGUCGAACUAACUGAUAUGCCCCGUACCGAAAAUCACAGCCUUCCAGAGAGAUUCCAGUGGAAGGAGGAUUGGACCAUACCGGCAUACAGCUUCAUUAACCCCCCAUGGACUGAUUCAAGACUGUGCACCUGGCCUCUCAUCUGA